UCCGCACCGUGUUCCCCUCUGAAGCACCAAGGGAGGACCGGCUCUGCACAGCCCCUCUGGCACUGGUUCUGCUGGGGCGCACAGAGGGGCAGUGCCAUGCGCACUCCUGCAGACGCGCUGCUCCUGGGCGCACAGAACCACACUGGGGUCUGCAGUCUCCCGCACGAGCAGAUGGGGACCCCUGGUAACAGCACCGUUUACCCAAACGGAUCCGACCCGUUCGCCAGAAACGAGGAGAUCGCCCAAAUCGAGAUUCUGGUGUUGAGUAUCACGUUUGUGGUGGCCGUGGUGGGGAACGUCAGCGUCCUGUUGGCCAUGUACAACACCAAGAAGAAGAUGUCGCGGAUGCACCUUUUCAUCAGACACCUCAGCCUUGCGGACCUGGUUGUCGCUUUCUUCCAGGUGCUGCCGCAGCUCUGCUGGGAGAUCACUUUCCGCUUCUACGGUCCGGACUUCCUCUGCAGGAUCGUGAAGCACCUCCAGGUGAUGGGGAUGUUCGCCUCCACCUACAUGAUGGUGAUGAUGACCCUGGACCGCUACAUCGCCAUCUGCCACCCGCUGAAAACCCUGCAGCAGCCCACCAAGCGCUCCUACAUCAUGAUCGUGUCCACGUGGAUGGGCAGCCUGGUGCUCAGCACCCCGCAGUACUUCAUCUUCUCCCUGAGCGAGAUCAAGAACGGCUCGGACGUGUACGACUGCUGGGCGCACUUCAUCGAGCCCUGGGGCGCACGGGCGUACAUCACCUGGAUCACCGUGGGCAUCUUCCUCUUGCCCGUGGUCAUCCUCGCGCUGUGCUACGGCUUCAUCUGCCACAGCAUUUGGAAAAACAUCAAAUACAAGAAGAGGAAAACGUCGGCCGGGGCUGCGAGCAAGAACGGGCUGAUCGGGAAGAGCUCGGUGAGCAGCAUCACAACCAUCUCCAGAGCCAAGCUCCGGACCGUCAAGAUGACUUUUGUCAUUGUCCUGGCGUACAUUGUUUGCUGGGCGCCGUUCUUCACCGUGCAGAUGUGGUCUGUGUGGGACAAAAACUCCCAGUGGAUUGAUUCUGAGAACACAGCAGUGACUCUGUCUGCACUCCUUGCCAGUCUCAACAGCUGCUGCAACCCUUGGAUUUACAUGAUCUUCAGUGGCCACCUCCUGCAGGAUUUUGUGCACUGCUUCUCCUGCUGUGGCAAGCUGAAUGCCGAAUACAAGAAGGAGGACUCAGACAGCAGCGUCCGCAGGACCACACUGCUGACCAGGAUGACCAAUCGGAGUCCUACGGACAGCACGGGUAACUGGCAAGAGCUGGAGAACUCUCCAAAAACCUCCACCCAGGCAGAGUAAACAGGGAGUCAGAGUACAUCUUUUAACAUGCCUAAUAGGAAAUAAAAUGCCCCCAAAACAAACAAACUCUGAUGACACAGACUUAAGAAAAGUGUCAGUUAGAAAUCUGUCACAGAAAAUAAAAUGUAAAUUCAUUGUACAAAUUUUUGACUGGAUUCAAUCAAGGUAUCAAAAAUAAUAGGAAGGAUUGUUCAAAGAAAGAGUUUGUCAGGCCUGCAGCAUGUUCAGGGGCAGUUCAGGCACACCUCAGGAGUUUGCAGGAAUCGAUGGUGUUGUGGGCAUCUGUGCUGUCUGAGUGUUGACAUGACCGAAACACCAGACACCAACAAGGCAAAGACCUCAUCUUUUGUGUUUGCUUUUCUAGUUUGAGGAUUUUUCUUAGAACCACAAUUCAGUUGUUAAUGUCAAAAAAAUAAUAAUUAAAAAUCAAAGAACUUAUUGGUGGUUAUUAGAGUACUUUUUAAAAAGUAUGAUAAUAAAUACAAAUAAUAAACAUUCUAUUUUCAGGUAGUGCUUUACAAUAACUACACCUUAUUUAGCCUUACGUGAUCAUUAAUACAUAUCUAGAAACAUAGAAAACAUUAUUUUUUAAUGAUGAUUCAUACUUAAUAAGCUAUAAAUUAACACAUUAAUUAUUUAAAAGACAACGCUGGAAUUGAUUAUAAUUUUGAUCCGAGUUCCACAAGUGAAAAGGAACAUGUAGCCCUUCAGGGUUUUUUUUUCUACAUUAAUAAAUACAAAAAAAAGUAUAGUUUUUACUUUAGAAGAGUUCAUAAAAACACUUAACUAACUACGAGCAACUGCUGUGGUUAUUGCUGCACUGCAGGGUUAGUAGAUAGUUCAAGUUAAGAAUCAACAAUCAUUCAAACACAACAUCAAGAUGUAACGCAGAACAAAAUUUGCAGUUUCUCUGUGUUCUCUAACCAUUAAUACAUAUCUAACACAUGAUGUGAAAGUAUAUUUAUAUGAGCAUUUACACACAUAUACACAGUAUAUAGAAAAUUUCACGAGUUAUUAAACAUGAAUUAACAAUGAGUAUGCUGGUUUUGAAAGUAAUUAGCCUUUAUAGGCAAAACAUUAUUUAAUGUCUUCGUUUAUAGCAGGA
Austrofundulus limnaeus is the source of this 2431-nucleotide messenger RNA. RefSeq names its product arg8-vasotocin receptor. Gene Ontology annotation, cellular component: plasma membrane. The coding region runs from base 97 to 1326 and encodes 409 amino acids. Gene Ontology annotation, biological process: G protein-coupled receptor signaling pathway; positive regulation of vasoconstriction; cellular response to hormone stimulus. The record is from RefSeq and is a predicted model, not a curated record. Lineage: Eukaryota; Metazoa; Chordata; Actinopteri; Cyprinodontiformes; Rivulidae. Gene Ontology annotation, molecular function: peptide binding; vasopressin receptor activity. The transcript has 2 exons.